Messenger RNA from Hevea brasiliensis (rubber tree), 3564 nucleotides. RefSeq names its product pre-mRNA-processing protein 40A. The transcript is spliced from 28 exons. The record is from RefSeq and is a predicted model, not a curated record. Gene Ontology annotation, biological process: mRNA cis splicing, via spliceosome. Gene Ontology annotation, molecular function: protein binding; RNA binding. NCBI's taxonomy places the organism in Eukaryota, Viridiplantae, Streptophyta, Magnoliopsida, Malpighiales, Euphorbiaceae. Gene Ontology annotation, cellular component: U2-type prespliceosome; U1 snRNP. The coding region runs from base 193 to 3198 and encodes 1001 amino acids.
AAGGAUGCAGCAAAGAAGCAUUCCUAUCCCCACUUAUUCUUCAAAAUUCCUUUCUACUUAAACCCUAGCACCACAGGCUCGAUCGGAGAUAGAACACUAGUGCUUCUCGCUUUUCACUUUCUCAACCGAAUUAUUUCCUGCUAUUCGUUUUCUUCUGCCCUAACUCUACUUUGAGUUUGCAUAUGUGCUGCAAUGGACAAUAGUUCUCAGUCCUCUGGUACACAGUUUCGACCAGUAGGUCCUGCACAACAGGGACAGCCAUUCAUUCCAGUGGCUCCCCAACAGUUUCGGCCUGUUGGACAAGGGAUGCCAGCUGGUCAGAGUCCAUCGCUGCAGUUUUCUCAACCAAUGCAGCAGUUGCCACAAUGGCCAAAUCAGCCUGGCCAUGCUACACCUUCAUCACAAGCUGUACCUUUGCCAUAUGUUCAUCCAAAUAGGCCAAUGACAGCAGGUCCACCACAGUUGCAGCAAACUGCUCCCUCAGUAAGUAAUCAUGCGCCUGGGUUGGGUGCCUCUGCAAUUCCUCUCUCGUCACCAUAUACUUUUACCCCACCUUUUGGCCAGCCACAAAAUAAUGUCAGUGCAUCGUCCCAGUUCCAGCCGAUGCCUCAAAUACAUGCACCUGUUGUUCCUGCAGGUGGACAACCUUGGUUGGCCCCUGGAAGCAAUGGUGUAUCACAUGGUGCAGCAAUACAGCCAACCGGGCAGCAGCCUUCUGUAUCUUCUUCCUUAGAUCCAGCAGUGAAUGUUCCUAGCCAUAAUCAACAGUCUUCAUCUGACUGGCAAGAGCACACAGCUUCUGAUGGAAGGAGAUAUUACUACAACAAAAGAACAAAACAAUCUAGUUGGGAGAAGCCUUUUGAAUUGAUGACAGCGAUUGAGAGGGCUGAUGCAUCAACAGUCUGGAAGGAGUUCACCACUCCAGAGGGAAAAAAAUAUUAUUAUAACAAGGUUACAAAGCAAUCUAAGUGGUCAAUACCAGAGGAAUUGAAGUUAGCUCGUGAACAGGCUCAACAAGCAGUUAGCCAAGGAACCCCGUCUCAAGCUGAUGCAUCUCAUGCCCCAGCUGCUGUCGCUGUUACCUUGGCUGAAACAUCUACGACAGCUAUUUCAGUUAGCUCCAGCUCUUUUGGAGUAGCUUCAAGCUCAGUUCCAGUUACACCUGUUGUUGCUGUUUCUAAUGCUGCAGUGGUAGUUUCUGGUUCAUCAGCGCUGUCUGUUGCACAAUCUAACAUACCAAAUGCUGCUGGUGCCCAACCCCCUGUGGUUAGCUUGACUCCUUUACCCACUGCUGUUUCAGGGAGUUCUAGUGUUACUGCUGCUUUGGUUAAUGCCAAGACAUCACUAAGUGGCCUUGAUAAUGUUGCAUCUCAAGUUGCUGCCAGUUCUGUAGAUGGAGCAUCUGUGCUGCAUACUGAGGAAGUGAGAAAAGGAAUGGCUGUUGCAGGAAAAAGUGAUGCCAAUCCAUUAGAGGAGAAAACUCCGGAUGAUGAACCUUUAGUGUUUGCUAGUAAACAGGAGGCUAAAAAUGCAUUCAAAGCUCUCCUGGAAUCUGCUAAUGUUCAGUCUGAUUGGACUUGGGAGCAGACAAUGAGAGAGAUCAUUAAUGACAAGAGAUAUGGUGCUCUUAAAACACCUGGUGAACGGAAGCAAGCAUUUAAUGAGUACUUGGGUCAAAGGAAAAAAAUAGAAGCUGAGGAGAGGCGCAUGAGGCAGAAAAGAGCUAGGGUGGAAUUCACCAAGAUGUUGGAAGAGUCCAAAGAACUCACAUCAUCCAUGAAAUGGAGCAAAGCUGUAAGUUUGUUUGAAAAUGAUGAGCGGUUCAAGGCUGUUGAGAAAACCAGAGAUCGGGAGGAUCUUUUUGACAACUACAUUGUGGAACUUGGAAGGAAGGAAAGGGAAAAGGCUGCAGAGGACCACAGGCGGAAUGUAGCAGAAUAUAAAAAAUUUCUGGAAUCCUGCGACUUCAUUAAGGUAAAUAGCCCAUGGCGGAAAGUUCAAGAUCGCUUGGAGGAUGAUGAAAGGUGUUUGCGUCUUGAAAAACUUGACCGCUUACUCAUUUUCCAGGACUAUAUCCGUGACCUGGAGAAGGAAGAAGAGGAACAGAAGAAGAUACAGAAGGAACAACUGAGACGGGCAGAGCGUAAAAACCGUGAUCAGUUUCGCAAAUUGUUGGAAGACCAUGUUGCUGAUGGGUCUCUUACUGCAAAAACUCACUGGCAUGAUUAUUGUCCUAAGGUUAAGGACUUGCCUCAAUAUCAUGCUGUUGCAACAAAUUCCUCAGGUUCAACACCGAGAGAUUUGUUUGAUGGUGUUGCUGAAGAGUUAGAGAAACAGUACCAUGAUGAUAAAACUCGUAUAAAGGAUGCAAUGAAAACGGGGAAGAUUAACUUGUCAUCAGCAUGGACAUUUGAAGACUUUAAAGCUGCUCUUUCUGAUGAUGUUAGUUCCCCACCAAUAUCAGAAAUAAACCUGAAGCUUUUAUAUGAUGAGCUACUUGAAAGAGCCAAGGAGAAGGAGGAGAAAGAAGCUAAAAAGCGGCAACGGCUUGCUGAUGACUUCACUAAAUUAUUGUAUACUUACAAGGAGAUAACUGCAUCUUCUAGUUGGGAUGAUUCCAAACAACUUUUUGAAGAAAGCCAGGAGUAUAGAUCAAUUGGGGAAGAGAGUUUUAGCAGAGAGAUUUUUGAAGAAUAUGUUGCACACUUGCAGGAAAAGGCUAAAGAGAAGGAACGCAAACGCGAGGAAGAAAAGGCCAAAAAGGAGAAAGAGAGGGAGGAAAAAGAGAAGCGGAAAGAGAGAAAAGAGAAGGAGAAGGAGAAGGAACGUGAAAGGGAAAAAGGGAAGGAACGAACAAAAAAGGAUGAAACAGAUAGUGAAAAUGUUGAUCCAACUGAAAAUUAUACCCACAAAGAGGACAAGAAAAGGGAAAAAGACAAGGAUAGGAGACAUCGGAGACGGCAUCAAAGUGGUACUGAUGAUGUGAGUUCUGACAAGGAUGAGAAAGAGGAAUCUAAAAAAUCACGCAGACAUGGCAGUGACCGUAAAAAAUCAAGAAAGCAUUCAUACACACCUGAGUCAGAUAGCGAAAGCCGGCAUAAAAGGCACAAGAGAGAUCACCGCGAUGGUUCCCAUAGAAAUGGCGGCUAUGAGGAGCUAGAAGAUGGGGAGGUUGGUGGGGAUGGGGAGGCUCAUUAGUACCCUAUUGUCAGAUUGUAAGAUACAAGAAUUUUGCAGCUAGUUCUCAGGUUUUCCUAGCGCGUUCAGUUUGUUGCAAGAGAUUGUUACUGAAGAUAAAUGGUGCUGUUGUAGGUUUUGGAAAUAGGUGAAUGAGAACCUGCUGCUUUGAUGGAAUGUAUAAAGGUUUUCUCCCCCGGUUUUUUUCACUUAUGUGUUAAGAGAUCAUGAUUAGUGUUAGUGUUUGGCAUGUAUGUUGCCAAGUAAAUCAGAGGAGGAUUGUGGGGUAAGAAUGAUUCCGUGUUGAUAAUUUGGAAUUAAAUAGUGGUAAGUGAAUUGACGUUAACAGGCUUUUACAGGUUUAAUUUAUUUGCAUUAUUUUGGGUA